GAGAUGCAAGUGAUUGACAUGCUGACGCUUCAGGAUGCUAGGCAGAGUGUAGUCGCGGUGGAGAAGGUGGCAGGGGCCCUGAACACGGUCAGCGACAUCUACAUCGUGUCCACCUUCCGCCUGCCUCCCAAGCUGGGGGGCGUGUUACUGGGGUUCUACGACAAGCACGACAACAAGAAGUACCUGGAGCUGGCCAUCAUGGGCAAGAUCAACAAAGCUUUGGUACGCUAUGUGCGGAGCGAUGGGAAGCUCCACACUGUCAGCCUACAGAAUGCCAACUUAGCCGAUGGGCAGGAGCAGUCACUCAUCCUCCGGGUGGGUGGGCUCCGCCGAGACAACCUCAACCUGGAGCUGUACAUCAACUGCCGAUUGGUUGACUCCAGCCAUGGCCUGCCCUCAUUGGUCCAACUCCCAUCAGACCCAGAGACCGUUGACAUCCGGAAUGGUUAUAAGGCAUAUGCCAGGCUACAGGGUUCGGUGGAGUCUCUGAAGAUGGCUCUGGGGGGCUCUGUGGCCAAAGUUGGUGUCCUGACUGACUGCCCCUUCCAGGGGGAUUCCUUGGAACACAACACAGUGAAUGGCAAUGUGAACUCCAUUCUAGGUGACCACACAAAGGCCCUAAUUGGUCAGCUGAUCAUCUUCAACCAGAUCCUGGGGGAGCUCAGACAGGACAUCAGAGAGCAGGUAAAGGAGAUGGCUCUGAUCAGGAACACUAUACUGGAGUGUCAAGUGUGUGGGUUCCACGAGCCUCGGUCACGCUGCAUCCCUAGCCCUUGCUACAAGGGGGUGCCCUGCAUGGAGACCUUCGACUACCCAGGGUACCGCUGCGGGCCCUGUCCUGAGGGCAUGACAGGAAACGGGACCCACUGCCAGGACAUUGAUGAGUGUGCCCUGGUCCAGCCAUGCUUCUCUGAAGCAGCGUGUGUGAACACAGCCAAGGGCUUCACCUGUGAGCCCUGCCCCCCUGGGCUCUCGGGGCCACCCCUCAGUGGAGUGGGGGUGGAGUUUGCCAAGAGCCGCAAGCAGGAGUGUACAGACAUAGAUGAGUGUGCUGAAGGCGGUGCAUGUGUGCCGAACUCUGUAUGCAUCAACACUGUGGGCUCCUAUAAGUGUGGUCAGUGUAAAGGGGGUUUCGUGGGUAACCAGACGGUUGGGUGCCUCCCACGGAGGUCCUGUGCCACACUAGGCUUUAACCCGUGUGACGUUAAUGCCCACUGCGUCAUCGAGCGGAGCGGGGAUGUCACCUGUGCGUGCAAUGUGGGCUGGGCGGGUAAUGGUAACACCUGUGGUCCAGAUACUGACAUUGAUGGGUACCCAGACCAUUCUCUCCCCUGCAUCGACAACGACAAGCACUGCAAACCGGACAACUGCAUUUUCACGCCCAACUCUGGGCAGGAGGAUGCAGAUAAUGACGGCAUUGGCGACCAGUGUGACGAGGACGCUGAUGGAGAUGGAAUCAAGAAUGUGGAGGAUAACUGCCGGCUGAUUCCCAACAAGGAUCAGCAGAACUCUGACACGGACUCCUUUGGAGACGCUUGUGACAACUGCCCCAACGUCCCCAACAUCGACCAGAAAGACACCGACAGCAACGGGGAGGGCGACGCCUGCGAUAACGACAUCGAUGGAGACGGGAUCCCCAAUGUGCUGGACAACUGUCCCAAAGUGCCCAACCCCAUGCAGACUGACCGGGAUGGGGACGGGGUGGGGGAUGCCUGCGACAGCUGUCCUGAGCUCAGCAACCCCACGCAGACAGACAUUGACAAUGAUCUGGUGGGUGACGUGUGUGACACCAAUUAUGAUAUGGAUGGGGAUGGUCACCAGGACUCUCGUGACAAUUGCCCAGAAGUCCCCAACAGCUCACAGCUGGACUCAGACAAUGACGGAAUUGGCGACGAAUGUGACGAUGACGAUGACAAUGAUGGGAUCCCAGAUUUUGUGGGCCCCGGCCCAGACAACUGCCGACUGAUUGUCAACCCCAACCAGAAAGACUCAGAUGGAAACGGCGUGGGCGAUGUGUGUGAGGAUGACUUCGACAAUGACACGGUGAUGGACCUGAUUGACGUGUGUCCAGAGAGCGCAGAGGUGACACUGACAGACUUCAGAGCCUAUCAGACCAUCAUCCUGGACCCUGAGGGUGACGCUCAGAUUGACCCCAACUGGGUGGUGCUCAAUCAGGGCAUGGAGAUAGUGCAGACGAUGAACAGUGACCCUGGUCUAGCUGUGGGCUACACAGCCUUCAAUGGGGUGGAGUUCGAGGGUACCUUCCACAUCAACACGGUGACGGACGACGACUAUGUGGGCUUCAUCUUCGGCUACCAGGACUCGUCCAGCUUCUACGUGGUGAUGUGGAAGCAGACAGAACAGGCCUACUGGCAAUCUGUGCCCUUCCGGGCCGUGGCGCAGCCAGGGCUGCAGCUGAAGGCAGUGAAGUCCCGGACGGGCCCUGGCGAGUUCCUGCGCAAUGCCCUGUGGAACACAGGUGACACACCAGGCGAGGUGAAGCUGCUGUGGAAGGACCCCCGCAACGUGGGCUGGAAGGACAAGACGUCAUACCGUUGGCACCUCAGCCACCGGCCCCAAGUGGGCUACAUCAGGGUGAAGUUGUAUGAAGGGCCAGGAUUGGUCGCUGACUCGGGCGUGGUGAUUGACACCACCAUGAGGGGUGGGCGACUGGGCGUCUUCUGCUUCUCUCAGGAGAACAUCAUCUGGUCCAACCUGCGCUAUCGUUGCAAUGAUACUGUGCCGGACGACUUUGAACCCUAUCGCAAGCAAGCCAUGAUACACCUAAAGGUGUGA
Molecule: messenger RNA, 2796 nt
Organism: Megalops cyprinoides (Indo-Pacific tarpon)
Lineage: Eukaryota; Metazoa; Chordata; Actinopteri; Elopiformes; Megalopidae
Product: thrombospondin-3a-like
Exons: 23
Coding region: 4-2796 (930 amino acids)
Biological process (GO): cell adhesion
Cellular component (GO): extracellular region
Molecular function (GO): calcium ion binding
Source: RefSeq, a predicted model, not a curated record